Branchiostoma floridae (Florida lancelet) is the source of this 743-nucleotide messenger RNA. RefSeq lists its product as uncharacterized. The record is from RefSeq and is a predicted model, not a curated record. The transcript is spliced from 6 exons. The coding region runs from base 78 to 491 and encodes 137 amino acids. Lineage: Eukaryota; Metazoa; Chordata; Leptocardii; Amphioxiformes; Branchiostomatidae.
ACUCAUCCCAGCACCGGAAGAGACCAGACGCGUGGAACGAAUUGUCUUUUCAUCGAAUCGAAUCGAGUGCAAAAAGAAUGGAGAAGUUUGUGGGCAAAUGGCUUCUGUCUGAUCUGGACUUUGACCAACUGAAGAAACUGUACAUGUCUAAAUUUGGCGCACAUGAAGCUCAACUAAACAAGGACAAAGAAAAGUGGAUGACAAUCUACCUGGAAGUGACUGAAAAAGGGACCCAUUGGAAGCAUGCCAAUGCUCCAAAUGGAGAUACAACCAUGAAGUUUGACAUGACAAAGUAUACGUGCGAAGUCAACCGCCCCAGCAGGAAUGAUAACAUUAAGAGCACAUUUGAGAUGAAGAGUGACACAGAAAUUGUCAUCCACAACCCUAACCGUCUCACGAUGACCGCCAAGUUGACUGGAAACGACCUGACAUUUACCCAGGCCAUUGAUGACGUCAGCGUGGACAGUGUGUUCACCAAGUCCACGGAGUGAGAAACCACCAUCUUCCGGUCAACCAUCAACACAGGCCUGAAAUACAGUGGUUUUUCUUUAGCUACAUGUUUACCUUUGCUCUGGCUAGAGUAUACGUAGUUCUGUAGUAACGUUGACUUUGUGCCUUCUUAGUCAUUUUAGCCUAUUGUGAAGUAGUAUUGGAUUUAGUUUGUUUAGAGUGCAUAGAAAGGAAAACUAUUAUGAUGGUGUCACUACAAUGCAUCAACACAGGCCUGGAAUUCAGCGUUUUUU